UCUCCCUCCCACUUCCCUCCCCUCUCUAGUCUCAACUCUUGUCAGAAUCUUGAACCCCCCUUCGCCCUCUCCUCGUCUCCUCCCAUCUCCGCUCCCAAGGAGAGAUCUCAUCACCCCAUUCUCAAAUCGACGCCAAAACCAAAACCCGAACCCAUCGAUCGAUCCAAAAGCGCGCCCCAAUCCCACCAAAUCCUCCUUAAAUUCGCCAUCAAAUGCCCCAAAUUAACCCAAACCCUGCACCUCUAAUUCAAAUCUGACCUUGCCAUUCCCACUCUCACCGCCCCCAAAGCCCUGGCAUUCCCCAGAUUCCCACCGAAAUCCGUAAUGGCGACCGCGCCCUCCAAAUCCGGCCCCAAACCCCACCCGAGGUCGCCCACCACCGCGCAGCCGCCGCCUCCGCCUCCGAACCCCGGCACCGCGGCUUCCGGCGGGUGCGCGCCGCCGUCGUCAGGGGCUGCCGGAGCGACGCCAUCGAAAAACGCGGCGAUGGCGGAGCUCAAGUCUCGAGUGCUCGCGGCGCUCGCGAAGCUCUCCGACCGCGACACGCACCACAUCGCCGUCGAGGAUCUGGACCGCAUCAUCCGCUCGCCUCCGUCCGCGGACGCCGUGCACAUGCUGCUCAACGCACUGGUCUCCGACUCCCAGGGGCUCGCCUCCCCGGCCAGGCGCGAGUCGCUGCGCCUCCUCGCCACGCUCUGCGCCGCGCACCCGGAGGUUGCCGCGCCGCACCUCCACAAGGUCCUCGCGCACCUCGCGCGGCGGCUCAAGGACCCGGCCUCCGACACCUCCGUGCGCGACUCUUGCCGAGACGCCGCGGGCCAGCUCGCCGCGGUGUACCUCCGGCCGAUGGCCGCUUCCGGUGCUGCCGAGGCGGGCAAUGCGACCGUGACGCUGUUCGUGAAGCCGCUGUUCGAGGUGAUGGGGGAGCAGAGCAAGGUGGUCCAGGGUGGGGCAGCCGCCUGCCUGGCGAAGACGGUGGAAGGGGCGGGGCCUGGGCCAGGUGUCAUCGGGAUGUUUGGGAAGCUUGGUCCUAGGGUGUGCAAGUUGCUCGGCGGGCAGGGCGUGCAAGCGAAGGGGGCACUGCUCGGCGUCAUCGGAAGCUUGGCGCAGGUUGGAGCAAUUAGUCCUCAGAAUAUGCAGCCGACGCUGCAAAACAUUCGUGACUGUCUUGAGAACAGUGAUUGGGCUACUAGAAAAGCAGCUGCUGAUACAUUAUGUGUCCUGGCUACCCAUUCAGGCCACUUGAUAGGUGACGGAACAGCUCCAACCAUUGCUGCCCUUGAGGCUUGCCGUUUUGAUAAGGUAAGGCCUGUCAGAGAUAGCAUGAUUGAUGCAGUACAGUUGUGGAAAAAGUUGACGGGAGAAGAUGGAAAUGCAGAUGGUAAAAAUAAGGAGCCAGCUGAUAGUGAAGGGAAACUGGACUCGAAAAGGUCAAUGCAAAGCAGUGGAAAAUUUGAAUCUUUCAAAGAUUCUUUUCCAGAUUCACCUACCAACAAUGAGAAAGGGAAGGGCAGUAGCAUAGCUGAAAAAGCAGCAAUUCUCUUAAAGAAAAGACCUACAUUAAUGGACAGGGAAGUGAACCCUGAGUUUUUUCAAAAGCUUGAAACAAGGAGUGCAGAUGACUUGGCUGUUGAGGUGGUAGUUCCCCGCAAAACAUUACUAUCUAAUUUACGAAAUAAAGAUGAAUCAGAAGAAGAUGGUGAUCCUGCUGGUCCAGCUAACAGCAAUGGAUCAGCUGACGACGAAGCAAAUCUGACACAAAUGCGUGCUAGCUCUAAUUUUCAGAACAUUCGUGAUAAAUGGGCUGGCCAAAGAGGAAAUAGAAACAAAGAUACAAAAGCUAGGGCAUCUGAUGUUGAAUAUAGGAGUGAAAAUAGUGCAAAAGAUUCUGCUGCUGCAACGAUGAACAUUCCUGGAGAAGGUCCUUCUAUAAAUAAUAAAACAAACUGGUUGGCAAUACAGAGACAGUUGUCACACCUGGAGAGGCAGCAAACCAGUCUAAUGAACAUGCUGCAGGAUUUCAUGGGAGGAUCCCAUGACAGCAUGGUUACUCUAGAGAAUCGAGUGCGUGGUCUUGAAAGAGUUGUUGAGGGGAUGGCUAGGGAAAUAUCACUAUCAUCUGGCAGAAGAGGUGGUGGUUCGGUGCUGGGCUUCGAUUCAUCUCCUGGCAGAUCAUCUAUGAAAUACAAUGGUUUUCAUGAAUAUCCUAAUUCAAAAUUUGGGAGGAGUGGUGAUGGGCGGAUGGGAUUUGCAGAAAGAUAUUUUUCUGCAGAUGGUAUGGCUUCUGGUUUAAGAAGCCCAUCUUGGAGACAAGAUUCUGAACCAUGGGACUCGUACGCAUAUUCUGGAUCAAGAAGCGGUGUGAAUGCUAGGAGAGGAUUAGAUUCUGUUUCAUCUGACAGUAGGAUGCCUCGAAAUGAACGGAGUAAUGAUCAAGCGGGUCCUAGGAGAGGUUGGGAUAAGGGGCAGGGGCCCUUUAGGUUUGGUGAGGGUCCUUCUGCUCGAAGUGCAUGGCGAGCCUCAAAAGAUGAAGCAACAUUGGAAGCUAUUAGAGUGGCAGGUGAAGAUAAUGGAAGUUCAAGGGCUGCUGCAAGAAUUGCUAUUCCUGAGCUGGAUGGAGAAUGUCUGAAUGGUGACAAUCAAGGGAAUGAAAGAGGCCUGCUUUGGGAGUCCUGGACUCGUGCAAUGGAUGCUGUUCAUGUUGGUGAUAUAGAUACUGCAUAUGCUGAGGUUCUUUCAACUGGGGAUGCUGAACUACUUGUAAAGUUAAUGGAGCAAACUGGACCAGUUGUUGAUCAACUUUCAAAUGAGGUUGCAAAUGAAGUCCUACACGCAGUUGGGCAGUUCUUGGUGGAAGAAAGCUUCUAUGAUAUAGCUUUGAACUGGCUCCAGCAGUUGACAGAUCUCGUAAUGGAAAACGGAUCUGAUUAUCUCGGGAUCCCUCUAGAUGCAAAGCAGGACCUUUUACUGGGACUUCACGAGGCUACUGCCAUCGAGCUGCCUGAUGAUUGGGAGGGGGCGACGCCGGUUCAGAUAAUGAAGCAGCUAGCUUCAUCCUGGCGCAUCGAUCUACAACAGCUUAUCAAUUAGACCCAUUGAUUGUUAAUAUGAAUUAAUUUCAUUUGUUCAUUACCGCCUGUUCUUGUUCGAUCUGUUUCUGUUUGGAGUAUCAAAUGUUAGAUUGGGCAGAAUGGAGAUGGCACUGUGUUGGAAUGGAUUGGUUGUAUGGGGAAAUAUGAUGUCGAUAUUGUCUCA
Molecule: messenger RNA, 3255 nt
Organism: Phragmites australis (common reed)
Lineage: Eukaryota; Viridiplantae; Streptophyta; Magnoliopsida; Poales; Poaceae
Product: microtubule-associated protein TORTIFOLIA1-like
Exons: 6
Coding region: 325-3090 (921 amino acids)
Biological process (GO): unidimensional cell growth; multicellular organism development; circumnutation
Cellular component (GO): cortical microtubule, transverse to long axis
Molecular function (GO): microtubule binding
Source: RefSeq, a predicted model, not a curated record